Messenger RNA from Emericellopsis cladophorae, 987 nucleotides. RefSeq names its product Amino-acid transporter arg-13. Gene Ontology annotation, molecular function: L-ornithine transmembrane transporter activity. Bases 1 to 987 code for a protein of 328 amino acids. The transcript is spliced from 2 exons. The record is from RefSeq and is a predicted model, not a curated record. NCBI's taxonomy places the organism in Eukaryota, Fungi, Ascomycota, Sordariomycetes, Hypocreales, Bionectriaceae. Gene Ontology annotation, biological process: mitochondrial L-ornithine transmembrane transport.
AUGGAGCCUAGCCCCGUCGCCAUUCAGACGAAGGAUCUCGCAAACAGGUCCGCUAACCGGACCGCCCUGCUCGAUGCGGUCGAGGAUGUCCUCUUUGGCUCUAUAGCGGGCGUGGUCGGCAAAUACAUUGAGUACCCCUUUGACACCGUAAAAGUCCGUCUCCAGUCCCAACCAGACGGCGUACCACUACGAUACACCGGCCCUAUUGACUGCUUCAAACAAUCGCUCGCUUCUUCGGGCAUUCGCGGUCUCUAUGCCGGAAUCUCCGCGCCACUUGUUGGGGCGGCGGCCGAGACAUCCUCGCUCUUCUUCUUUGAGAGUCUAGGCCGGGAAGCCCUCUUCAAGCUAGGAUGGGCGGACAGGGAGAAAGGCCUGAGCCUGCCUGCGCUGUGGGCUACCGGCGCCUUUUCCGGCGCAUGGACGAGCCUCGUGCUCACACCCAUUGAGCUGGUCAAAUGUCGGAUCCAGGCGCCCGGCGUGGGGAGCGGCGGCGUGCCAUUGAAGCCCUUUGGCGUGAUCCGGGAUGUCUACCGCCAUGAGGGUAUCCGGGGCUUCUGGCACGGGCAGCUCGGGACGCUGAUCCGCGAGGGCGGUGGCUCAGCCGCCUGGUUCGGCGCGAAGGAGACUACCACCGCUGCCUUCUAUCGGAUGGCCGCCAAGAAUACAUCAUCCGAGGCGGAAAGGCGAGAUAUUCUACUGAAGCCGCUCCCACUCUGGCAGCAAGCAGUGGCGGGCGCGUCCGCGGGCGUCUCGUACAACUUCCUCUUCUUUCCCGCCGAUACCAUCAAGUCGCGGAUGCAGACUUCGCCUGUGGGCGGCACGCAGAGCAGAAAGACUUUUGUGCAAGAGGGCGCGGCGAUAUGGCGCCAGUAUGGACUCCGCGGAUUGUAUCGCGGUUGUGGAAUCACGUGUGCGCGCUCUGCGCCGAGCUCGGCGUUUAUUUUCAUGGUUUAUGAUGGGCUGAAAAGGCGUUUUCCACUGCAAUGA